This is a messenger RNA of Misgurnus anguillicaudatus (oriental weatherfish), 1763 nucleotides long. RefSeq lists its product as uncharacterized. Gene Ontology annotation, biological process: regulation of gene expression. The record is from RefSeq and is a predicted model, not a curated record. NCBI's taxonomy places the organism in Eukaryota, Metazoa, Chordata, Actinopteri, Cypriniformes, Cobitidae. Gene Ontology annotation, cellular component: nucleus.
AUUCAAAUACGAUUAGCGUUUUUGCGUCAUCGUGAGGGUACGAAAUGCGUAAUUUGAAAUUAGCUUGUGUUUAAUUUGUCAGUGCGUUCAUCUGAAUCGUUUUAAUAGUUUAACGUUAAAUCUCAUGAUGGUUAUGGCAGAAAGGAGAGCGCGUGUUUUCCACGACCGGGUGAAAGUUUUGCUGGAGGUUCUGCUGUUGGAAAUCACAGAGGCGUAUAGAGAGAGUUUGUGCCUGACACAAUGUGAGAAAUGUUCCUUCAAUAAUCCACAAGAGGACAAUGAGGGGUGCAGAGGACGAGCAGGAUCAGAAGAGUCACAGUCAUUUGCAGAUCAGCUAUACAGAGACACAGUAUCUCCACUGCAGACAAUGUUCAUUGACGUUCAGGGAGUAAUGGAGGCUGCACUGAACCAAUCAGAGACCCCAAAAGAUCUCCGUUCAUUUUCAGUUCAGUCUCAGUCAGAAGAGAGAGAAAUCCAACUGUCCACUGUAGAAGAAAAGGUUAAUAUAACUAUAUUACCAGCCAAUGACUCUGACAUUUCAAGCAUGCUCAUUGGAAAGUUGGAAGAGGAGGAAUCCUGUCUGACUGUUGAUCAGCAAGACGCACCAGACACAGAUGAAGACAAACUCACACUGGACAUUAAACUUGAGAUUAAAGACACAUCUGUAACAGAAGAUGAAGAUGUGAGACUGUUUGUACUGAAGGAAGAUAAUGUGGAAGAGGAAAUUCAAGCAUUUCGAAUUUCAGGAGCCGAUACGGAAGCUGAGAGUUUAGUGGAAGGUGAAAUUGAAGUGAAGCGUGGGGAGAUUGAGGACUGUAAACCGCUGGAGUCGGACCGGAUCAGAUCUUCUGAUGCACAUCUAGAGCUGUCUUGUUUGUCACCUUGUGUCCAGAAACCGGCGUCGUCUUUGUUCGAGCUCAAACCCUGCUCUGUAAAGCUCCAAAAGGUCAAAAUACUUCAGAAAGCCAGCAGUCACUCUAGAUUGUUCCAUGUUUGUAGCUUCUGUACCAAAAUCUUCCUAUACAAGAAACGUCUGAGACGACACCUGCGUUUACACACGGGCGAGAGACCUCACAGCUGCUCGCUCUGUCCCAAAGCCUUUAUCCUACGUAAGACCCUUCGUAAACAUGAGAGGAUACACUUCAAGAGACCGUACAGCUGCACGCAGUGUGGUAAUCGAUACAGACACUGGAAAAAACUCAGAAUUCAUUGGCGCUCCCAUGCCGGAGAGAGUCCGUUUGUAUGUUCCCACUGUGGAAAACGCUGCAGGACCCUGAAAAUCCUCGACCGGCACCUUACUUACAAUAACCAUGACUGACCGACUAAUCGUGACCGAUCAUUUGUUUGUUGUGAAGGUUUACACUAGCAGUGUAUUUUGUGUCUGUGAAUACUGUAGUAUUUUAUUAUUUUUUGUUUGUACUAAAAGCAAAUAAUGUAAAGUUUGGGUUGUAUCAGUUAUGUUGUGUGAUCUUUAAAUCACAAAUAGUGACCUGCAGGAGUAUAAAUGGUAUUCUGUUUUUGCAAAUACAUUCUGUAUCUUGGACAAGGAAAUCUACAAUAUUAUUUCUGGAGUGAAAAUCACGUAAUGGUCAUAGAUUUCUUAAAAACGGUAUUCAUAGGUAGAGAAAAUUACAGUAUUAUGCUGAAAUAAAGUUCAUCAUUGUUCAACAUAUACUAUAUGUUACUUGUUCCAUUUCAGUCGGUCGCUAUGACGUCAUGCACUUAUAAUAGUACCUAAAGAUGUCCGGGUCCGCAAGUAUGCU